UUUAAAAGCUCUGCCUCAGCAAAUACUUUACAUUACACAGCAUGAAUCUUGGCCUGAUUAUCAGCGAGCAGUAGAAAUCACAGAGUCUCUGUGCGCUUUACGACAGGCAGAGAGUAAAGGUUCAAUUUAAUGACCUCCCAGACUUGCUGCUUUUAAGCAAAGGCAUAAAUAAGACAGAAAGUGGGGAGCAAAUCUUCCACUGUGUGUGCUGAACUUCCUUGUCUCUAUACACUCACAAAACGUGGGUAGGAGAGAUGGAGUCUGAUGAAGCUACUGUACAGUACAACCGAUGGAAUGAAGAUAACAUCAACAUGAACGUAGCUGCUUCUCAGUCGAGUUCGAAUGGGAUCUAUAACAAACUAUGCACGGGGCAGCUGGGCGUGGUUGUGAGAGUGGCAGGAUCGCUGGCUGUAAUGGCUUCUAUGUACAUUCUUGGCUAUGUCACCGGAUACUACGUCCAUAAAUGCUGACAGUGUUAUAGACAUUACACAGAUGUUUUCACUUUUUCCUGCAGUGUAUGAUGAAUGUAUUGACUGAUUCACUGUGAAGUCAUUUAUAUAUUCAUUCUUUCAUGGUGUAUGAAACUAAUUUUACUUGACGUUCCACUUUUUUUUUCCCCAGUGUUAUGAACAUAUGUUAAAGAGAAUGAUUUUAUUUGCUCCACUGGAAUUUGUACAAUCUAUGCUUUGUGUCCAUUUUAUAUGCUAUUAAAACAUUUUAUGCAGAA
This is a messenger RNA of Tachysurus vachellii, 727 nucleotides long. RefSeq names its product small integral membrane protein 1 (gene smim1). Bases 255 to 470 code for a protein of 71 amino acids. The record is from RefSeq and is a predicted model, not a curated record. NCBI's taxonomy places the organism in Eukaryota, Metazoa, Chordata, Actinopteri, Siluriformes, Bagridae. The transcript is spliced from 3 exons.